Molecule: messenger RNA, 901 nt
Organism: Linum tenue
Lineage: Eukaryota; Viridiplantae; Streptophyta; Magnoliopsida; Malpighiales; Linaceae
Source: the annotation of a GenBank genome assembly
GCCCUCUUCUCUUCUGUUAGUAUAAAAACAAACAAGUAGAAGAACAAGAGUCGGAACCCCAAAAAAAUCGAAGAGUUCAGCUUAUGUGAACAACCAACCGAGAGUGAGAACCUAGAAACAGAAGAACAUCAAUGGGAGAUGGGGACGAGAAGAAGACGGAGAAAACGAUGGACACAGUAGCCGUAUCCAACGAAUGGCUGGAGGGGCUGACCAGAGCUCCACAUGGUCAACUGGAAGGGCUGACCAUGGACGGACUCAAGAUUGUGGAGUCCAGCAAAGGAUUCAUCCGUUGUCACUUCACCGUCCCCGAUCGCAUCACCGACGGAGAUGGGAAUUGGCACGUCGGAGCGAUGGCGACGAUGAUCGACGAUGUGGGUGCGGCUGCGAUUUUCUCAUUGGUCGGCCAUGUCAAAGCUUCCCUCGAUUUCACCAUCUCUUUCCUCUCUACUGCUAAAUCUGAGGUAAACGGAAAAACUGCGAAACAGUGAAAGAGGGUGAAUUACUUCCCAGGUCCUCGUGGUUUUAGUUAAUCAACAAUUUAGUCCUUUACCCCAUACGAUUCAGUGAGUAGUGUGAAAUGUGUGAUCAGGAAAAAAUGGAGUUAGAAGCAAAGGUUGUGGGGGAGAAGGAAAGGUUGGCUUCAGUGGUGAUAGAGGUUCGUCGGAGGAGCAAUGGAGAGCUCAUUGCCUUGGGGAAGCAAUGGAUGGCUGCCCAUAAUAAACUUUGAUCAUCGUUAGAACUGUAUCACACGUUCAAUCUUGACACUCAUAUUCGCCCCAUGGUAGGUAGGGUGAAGGUUGAUCGACCUAUAUCGGUAUGUAAUUUAAAAAAAAUAUAUAUAUAUAUAUUUAGAAUAUUAAUUUUUGUCAUUGUAUAUGCAGUUAAAUUAUUCAAGUAGAAC